Aspergillus nidulans FGSC A4 is the source of this 99-nucleotide messenger RNA. RefSeq lists its product as uncharacterized. Bases 1 to 99 code for a protein of 32 amino acids. The record is from RefSeq and is a predicted model, not a curated record. The transcript has 3 exons. Lineage: Eukaryota; Fungi; Ascomycota; Eurotiomycetes; Eurotiales; Aspergillaceae.
AUGCAUAGCCGCUGCUACUAUCACGGUUUUGAUGUUGAAAAUUCAGUAGAUGGUAGUAGUGGGUUAAGCAUCAAAGAGCGAAUCAACCACCAAAUCUGA